AUGCUUUCAGAAAUAUCUAACCACGAGAACGUUCCCCCAUCUAUGGAUUUAAGUCUUUUUCGCUCUUCUUCGUUCCCAAAUUCUUUCACUGUCUUCUUUCUCUCCACCGAUUUCUCUGCACUUUCAACCCCAAAGACUCUUUUUUUCUCUUUCCAUAUUCUAUGCCAUUAUCUUUUAUCUCUCCAAUUUUCUCCCUACCGUCUUCUUUCUCUACGUUUUUUUGUCUUUCCAUCUUCUUCCUCACUAUCUGCUUUCUCUCCACCUUAUCUCUCCUCACCUUAUUUAUCUUCAUCUUCUUUUUAUACUCCAAUUUCUUUCUCACCGUCUUUGUCUUUCCACCGCCAUUCUUUCUCUCCGUGUUCUUUUCUCUCCACCUUCUUUCUCGCCGUUGUUCUUUACCUCCAAUUUCAUUCUCUCCAUCUUUUUCCUCUGCGCCAUCAUUAUUACGGCUUUUUACUCUCCGAGUCUUUUUCUCUCUACCAUCAUGCUCUACACUUUCUUUCUCGCCGCCUAGAUAGUUUUCGUUUCCUUUCUUUCUUAAUCGGAUAUCUCCUUUCUUUCUUUCUUUCUUCCUUUCUUUCUUUCUUUCUUUCUUCCUUCCUUCCUUUCUUUCUUCCUUUCUUUCUUUCUUUCUUCCUUCCUUUCUUUCUUUCUUUCUUCCUUCCUUUCUUUCUUUCUUUCUUUCUUUCUUCCUUCCUUCCUUUCUUUCUUUCUUUCUUAUUCUUCUUUACGCCUUCCCUUUCUUAUUUGAUUCUUAUUCUCUCCUCCUUUUUUCUUUAUCCUUUUUCUUUUUCUUUUUCCUUUUUCUUUCCUUAA
Molecule: messenger RNA, 816 nt
Organism: Acanthosepion pharaonis
Lineage: Eukaryota; Metazoa; Mollusca; Cephalopoda; Sepiida; Sepiidae
Source: the annotation of a GenBank genome assembly